GCACACAUACGCAGAGUGGACACGUCAAUGCGAGGAGCUGCGUUUGCUGGAUUUAAACCCUGAUCUCUUUUAUGUGUUUUUUUUAACUUCUUUUCAGCACCCCAAAGACUUCAGCCAUCAAAGGACCGUUUGCAUGGAUGUGUGUGCGUUUUUUUUUUUUUUAACUGCAAUUGGCAGCCAGGAAUGAUGACCAUUGCUUGGAGCUUAGUGUGGAUCACAUCCACCAGCAAAAAACAAGCAGGCUUUUAAUCCAGAAAGGAUUCCUCGCCUUUGUGCAAAGAGUCUGCUCGCCGUGUGCGAGGAGGACCUGUGGGAAUACAAGGAUCAAGUCAAGGGCACGUUCGCUACCUCGCUGCAACUCUUCCAAAGAUGCCGGCGAGGAUAGAAAGCUGAGCUCGGGAGUUUGGUGGAGCUUCAUGAAUUCCGAGGAAAGUUCAAACAAACACUCUUCCCCCUUGUGUUUCUUGGUGUGAGGCUAGGAUAACCAUGUGGACGUUAGCGGCAGGCACGCGCUGCCUCGCGUUUGCCGCCAUCCUAUUGGCCCUCUGCGUCCAAUCAGCAAUGACCGUGGAUGACGACGUCACGCCGCGAAUCACUUUCCCAUACGAUGCCAAGGAGAGAUCGGCCAAGAGGUUCUCCGCCGAGGGCGUCUUCAAUUACACGUCGCUGUUGCUCAGCCAGGAGGAUGACAUGCUGUACGUGGGGGCCCGGGAGGCGCUGUUUGCCCUCAGCCUCUCCGACAUCAGCAGGACUAAGCUGCAGAAGAAUCUGACUUGGGCUACUCCGCUUGGAAAGAGAGAAGAAUGCAGCUUCAAAGGGAAGAACCUCGAGACCGAUUGCUUCAAUUACAUCAAGAUUCUGCUGCGUCUCAACAGCACGCACCUGUACGUGUGCGGCACCUACGCCUUCAGCCCCAUCUGCGGCUACAUUAACACGUCCACGUUCACUCUGGCGAAGGACGACGCCGGCGAGGUGGUGAUGGAGGACGGGCGCAGCCGCUGCCCUUUUAAUCCAGAGUACAAAUCCACUGCCAUCAUUGUUGAUGGUGAGUUGUACACUGGCACAGUCAGCAAUUUCCAAGGGAACGAGCCUGUCAUCUAUAAGAGUUUGGGCCAAGGAACAGCGCUAAAGACGGAAAACUCUUUAAAAUGGCUGCAAGAUCCCGUCUUUGUGGGCUCGGCUUAUAUCGAGGAGAGUCAGCCGCUAGGGAACCCCGUCGGCGAUGACGACAAGAUUUACUUCUUUUUCAGCGAGGCGGGGAAGGAAUUUGACUUCUUUGACAACACCAUUGUGUCAAGGAUUGCUCGCGUGUGCAAGGGAGACAGAGGUGGUGAGCGUGUACUGCAGAAGAAGUGGACCACCUUCCUGAAGGCCCAGCUCCUGUGUUCUCUGCCUGACGACGGCUUCCCUUUCAACAUCAUCCAGGACAUGUUUGUCCUGAAGCCCAUGGGAGACAGCUGGGAGAGCACCGUCUUCUACGGGGUCUUCACAUCACAGUGGUACAAAGGUGCGUCUGGCAGCUCUGCAGUUUGUGCCUUCACCAUGGCCCAGGUGGAACGGGCCUUCAGCGGCCGCUACAGACAGGUCAACAGGGAGACCCAGCAGUGGUACACCUACAACCACCCGGCACCAGAACCGCGACCCGGAGCGUGUGUCACCAACCACGCCAGGCAAAUGGGAAUCCAGUCGUCCUUGCACAUGCCCGACAAGGUGCUCAACUUUGUCAAGGACCAUUUCCUGAUGGACAGUGUGAUCCGCAGCGCCCCCUUGCUGCUGAAACGCAGCGUGCGCUACACACAAAUUGCCGUUCACAAGAUUCAGGGCAUGGAAAGGGCCUACGAUGUGCUCUUCAUCGGAACAGAUGACGGAAAACUACACAAGGCCGUCAACGCUAACGACAAGAUGCACAUUAUCGAGGAGAUGGUUCUGUUUGCUGACCCGCAACCCGUGCAGCACAUCGAACUGGACCCUCAGAGGGGUCUGCUGUUUGUUUCGUCCUACUCGGGCCUGGUGGAAGUCCCUGUGGCCAACUGCUCCAACUACCUAAGCUGCGGAGAGUGUGUCCUGUCCAGGGACCCUUACUGCGCCUGGACUGGACGGCUUUGUCGGGACGUCAGGAUGGCACCGCCUGACAGCCACUGGCAGCAAGAUGUGGAGGAGGCUGACACUUCGGCCAUUUGUAACAGGACGCUCUCCGGCCCGAGAUCUGCCCGACCAGCAGCUACCCGUUGGUCCCGUUGCCAGCUGAUUACAAUCCCCACCAACACAUUCCGGGUCUUGCCCUGCAACCUGCGCUCCAACCUGGCCCAGAGGAAGUGGCGCUACAGCGCCGGCGCUAGCCAGUCCCUGUACGCCACGCUCGAGGGCAGCCUAGUGGUGGUGGCGCAGGCCGACAAAACGGAGACCUACGAGUGCUGGUCGGAGGAGGAGAGCUUCCGCCAGCUGCUGGCCAACUACUGCGUGAGAGCGGAACCCCGGCAGGAGGGCUACACCACAGCACCGGGCCACUCGCGCACGCCGCACGUGAAGCUAGAGGAGGUCAUGAUCCUUCCCGGCGAGUCUCGCUCGGAGCAGAUCCACACCAAGACCUACUGGAACGAGCUCAUUGUGGUGUGCGCUUUGCUGGCCUUCUCCCUCGUGGUCUUCUCCCUGAUUGUCAUCUACCGCAACCGCGACCACAUGAAGUCCAUGCUCAAGCAGGGCGAGUGCGCCAGCAUGCAGCAGAAGAAGCCCAGGAUAGUCGGCAAGCCCGCAGAGAGCCUGCCGCUCAACGGCAACACCAUCCCCGUGUCCACGUCGGACCACAAGGGCUACCAGACGCUCAACGACAACUACAUCUGCAGCACGCCCACCCGGGAGUCCUCGCCGGAGAGCAAGAGCUUCUCCGACGCUUCCGACGGGCGACCGCUCAAUGUCAAGGAGAGCCACGUGGAGUACUCGCCCACAUUACCACGUCCCAGAGUGCGACUCGGCUCGGAGAUAAAAGACUCCAUCGUGUGAGAGCAGACCCCGGCAGCUUUUUAUUUUGCUCAGUCGUUUCCUUUGCUUUCAAGCUGCGUGCGGGACGGGAAAAGCAGCUCCAACAGGGUUGAGGACUCGGCAGCUGCUUUCCAAUAGUUUUAGUCAAUUUCUUCACAGCCACUAAUUGCAUACACAAUGCCUGCAGAGUGGCAAUGCAAGACAGAAGACGCUCUCUCAGUAUUUAUGUCUGCAAGUCCUUACACGUCCCCCGGCUGCACAAAAAUCACCAAGUUCAGGUUCAAGGAGGACCAAAAAAAAAAAAGCGCUCUGACUAAGACUGUGUGACAAUGAUGAAUCGAUGAAGGACAAUGAGACUGUAUGACAUUGUAACAGAUCUAAGGAGCGGCGAGAAGGGCACCAAACGCCUCGUACUGCCUGAAUGUAUGGCUGGAAAAGACAAAAAAAAAAAAAA
Molecule: messenger RNA, 3433 nt
Organism: Syngnathus acus (greater pipefish)
Lineage: Eukaryota; Metazoa; Chordata; Actinopteri; Syngnathiformes; Syngnathidae
Product: semaphorin-4B-like
Exons: 15
Coding region: 487-3000 (837 amino acids)
Biological process (GO): negative chemotaxis; neural crest cell migration; semaphorin-plexin signaling pathway
Molecular function (GO): semaphorin receptor binding; chemorepellent activity
Source: RefSeq, a predicted model, not a curated record